AUGAUUCAUCACCUGUCCCCGAUAUCUGGAAAAUUCUACUCCCCCUACGACAAAUGGGAGAAAACAAAGAAAGCUAUAAAACUCAAGUGUCAAAGUCGUGUGAUCACAAUUGAUAUGAUUAUGAACAAUAAAUUUUGUUCGAAACGUCAUCCAGUAAAUAAUACUGUUUCACUGUGUGAUAUACCUAAUAAACAAACUAAUAUGGAAUUACUUACUACCACAGUGCCCAAGUUUUACACAUAUAUUAAUAUGACUUAUGGUCUUCCUGUACGAAGACUUAUCAAUAAACUCACUCGACUUUCACAAACUGAAGCAAGAUAUGAAAAUCAUCGUAUUUUCAACAUUCGAUGCCAAAAAAAUGAAAUCAUUCCUAAAUAUCUACGUCUACGAGCACCAGUUCCAUCGGACAGAGUUAGAAGCAGAAUAGAAGGCCUACAAAAAUUAUGCCUGAAAGAAGAAAUCCACAGAAUCGUAAAAAAGUUGCAACAUAUCAGAUCUGAAAUUGAGCAAUUAAAACAAAAGAUAAAAGGAAUAGUUACCAGUACAGAUUAUGAUCUUAUAACGCAGUCCUCCAGCAUUGCAAAAUCAGCAACUUUCAAAAAGUCAAAAAAUAGUCAAAUCAAAAAGUUCAACAAAUUAUUAGAAGAGAAAUCUACAUCUCAGAAUGAUGAAGUCAACAACAAAAAGUCAACGGCGAUCGAUAAAUCAAAGUGGGUUGUCAAUCUCUCAACACAUACAUUAAGUCCUACAGAAAUAAGUGUAUUAGAAAAGGGACUAAAUUUCAAUGUAUCUCUAGACAAGCUGAAACCUGAGGAUGUCAUCCCUAAAAUAGAAAUAGCACUAAGUGGGAUAGACAAAACUACGGCUGAUGAAGUACGGGCACAAUGUGCACUAACACUAAAACGACAAAAAUGUGGAAAGCCUAACCUGACAAAACAAGAGAUAGAAGCCUUGAAGCACCUUAAGAAUAACAAAGAUAUAGUUAUCACAAAGUCAGACAAAGGAAAUGCAACAGUGGUAUUAGACAAAUCAGACUAUUUGGACAAAGUAAAUACUCACAUACAAACAGGACCAUAUGAGGAAAUUAAUAAACCAAUAGAUACAGUUAUGAAUAAAGUUAAGAAAUCCACAGCGGAUCUUAUACGCCGAAUGAAGCCGUUUCUAGGUGAGUCUAAGUGGUUUAAUUUAAUGCCCAAAACUAAUAACCCCAGUAGGAUGUAUGGUGUUGUUAAAGUUCAUAAGUCAGGAUACCCUAUUAGACCUAUAGUUGAUUUUAGAAAUUCACCUACUUAUGAAUUAUCUAAAUAUUUAGCCAUGGUAUUAAAUCCCUUAAAAAGCCACUCGAAAUCUAGACUAACUAAUUCUUAUGAACUAAAACAUAGAUUAGAUAAUUUAAAAUUAGAUAAUGAAGAAAAAAUGGUUAGUUUUGAUAUUGUCAGUUUAUACACACGUAUACCAAUAAAUAUGGCUAUAGAGGCAGUCAGAAACGAACUCAUUUCUGACCAAGACCUCGAACUUAGGACAAAAGUGCCACUUGAGGACAUAAUGCUGGGAGUACAGCUAUGCCUGACUUCCACAGUAUUUAAAUUCCAAGGGAAAAUAUACAAACAAACUGAGGGAGUUGCCAUGGGAUCACCAAUAUCCCCAGUGGUAGCAGAUAUAUUCAUGAAUAAGUGGGAAAGCAUAGCGAUUGAAACGUUCACCCCCACCCCAAAAGUAUGGUGGAGGUACGUAGAUGACACAUUCACGGUACUUAGAACACAAGAUAUAGAUAGGUUUUUCGAACACAUAAACUCGAAGGUUGAGGCAAUUCAAUUCACUUAUGAAUUGGAAAAUCAGGAAGGGGAGCUCCCAAUGUUAGAUUGCAACGUAAAAAGGAAAGAAGAUGGGAAGUUAAACACUAGUGUUUACAGGAAACCCACACACUCAAACAGAUAUUUGGACUUCCAAUCAUCCCAUCCUAUGUCAGUAAAAGUAGGAUUGGUGAAAUGUUUAAAUGACAGAGCACAAAAAUUAAGUAGUACCAAAGAAAAUCUAAACCAAGAACUGAUACAUAUAAAAGAAGCCUUGAAACUUAAUAAUUACCCGGAUAAAUUAGUCAGGAAAUAUGUAAGGAAAUGUAAAAAUAAAAUAAAUAAUGAUAAUAGCGAUAGUGAUUAUAACAAUAAUAAUGAUAAUAGUGACAAUAAUAAUAAUAUUGAUAACGACACCAACAAUAAAGAGUCUAAAUCAUCAGUAGUAAUUCCAUACAAAGAAGGAACCUCGGAAGCCUUACGCAGAAUUCUAAACAAGGCAGGAAUAAAAACGGCAUUCAAACCCACAAACUCAAUUAGAAACAAGCUUUGUCGGCUAAAGGAUCCUGUAGAGCCUUUAAAACAAAGCAAUUUAGUUUAUCUAAUACCCUGCAAUGAUUGUCAGGUCAAAUACAUAGGUCAAACUAGUAGAACAGGGGCAGUCAGACUAGCUGAACAUAAAAACUUAGCAAAAUCUAGAUUGGUUGACCCGAAUAAAAUAAGAAAUCUAGAGAAUAGUUCAGCUAUAGCACUACAUGCAGUCACACACAACCAUACAAUAGGAUGGGAUAGGAUGACAGUUUUAAAAUCUAAUGUCACAGGGUAUAGGGAGAGAUUGAUAACAGAAGCUUUGUUUAUCGAAUCAACUGCAAAUACAUGUAAUAGGAAUGAUUCAUCACCUGUCCCCGAUAUCUGGAAAAUUCUACUCCCCCUACGACAAAUGGGAGAAAACAAAGAAAGCUAUAAAACUCAAGUGUCAAAGUCGUGUGAUCACAAUUGA
This is a messenger RNA of Trichobilharzia szidati, 2793 nucleotides long. The record is from the annotation of a GenBank genome assembly. Lineage: Eukaryota; Metazoa; Platyhelminthes; Trematoda; Strigeidida; Schistosomatidae.